This is a messenger RNA of Cercospora beticola, 1230 nucleotides long. RefSeq lists its product as uncharacterized. The record is from RefSeq and is a predicted model, not a curated record. Lineage: Eukaryota; Fungi; Ascomycota; Dothideomycetes; Mycosphaerellales; Mycosphaerellaceae.
AUGCGUGGAAGAAGUCCAACCAGAUCCUCAAUUCCAGCAGCACGUAUGGAAUCAGCAAGACGGUUCCGAGAGCGAUUCCUGCAGAUGUGGCAAGGCAUGGCAGAAGUACAUCGAGCAAUAGAGGACUCCAUCCCAGCCAAACAAGAACAGCAGACAGCACCCACGUACGCCACGCUUGAGGAUCCGCACGACGCGACUGCAGAAAUGGACCUCGCCGGUGUUGCAAAAGACAUCUCACACGAAAUGGAGGAUGAGCUGUACCGAUUGACACCAGAUCUGAAUCAGGUCGCGGUAGUGAAAAGACCACCUUUCGAGGUGAAUCGCUUGUCCACAAACCAGAGUCCGGAUGAGGAGCCAUGGCAGCUGGCAGGAAGUGCUGCUGGCCAUGCCGAACCCGAGCCAAAUGAGGACUGGAGAACCUUCCCACCGGUGCUGCAACAAGAGACCGAAGAAAGCCACCACCCAACAUUCCACAGCACCGGAACCCAAACCCAAGAUUUCCCCGCAGAAGAGAAAACCGAGCCAAAGCGCUCCCCAAGCGUCAUCAAAGAAGAGGAACAAAACUCUCCAGACGACCGCGACGCGCAAUACUCCAACCUCCUCACCCACCACCACCUCCCCCCACCCGUCCUCAUCAGCUCCCAAAACAUAACCCGCGACCCCCGCCGCCUCCUCUUCAUCCUCGAACUCUCCGAAGAAGAACUGCUCAAGCGCAGAAGCAUCUACGGCUGUACCCAGCUCUCCUCCAGCUGCACACGAGCAUGGGGCGAUCAAAUCUCCGUCUGCAGCACACAACACAACGACUGGACCUACUCCAUCCUCUUCGAAACCGCCCGCAAAGCCAACGAGUCCGAAGGAAUGCAAGUAAUGCUCUUCGGCUGCCUUGUGCAAGCCGAACGACCACCUCCGCACUCUCCGUGCAGUUUCUUCUGGAGCGACGACCACGAUCGCGUGGACGACAGAGAUAUGGUCACUGCCAUGCAACACAAUCUUCCCGAAUUUGCACACGGGCCGCGGAAGUUGUAUAGACAAGGAAUGGGGAAGAGAAAAGAGUUUGUGAUUUCGUUUGAAAUGUGUCCGCAGCUGCUCCGAAUCGGGGUGCCACUGCUGCUUCGAAAUGGUGAGAUCAUUUGGGCGUGGUUCAAGGCGCGGUCGCCUUACGAAGAUUGUCACGUCUGUGGUAAGCGGCAUGCGGCAAGAUGCUGGAGUCGUGCGGAGCGUUUGAUAUGA